UUCACUCGUUACUCGCUUAUUGUAGCUGCCAUCUUUGUUCCGCCUUUUCGACGAUAUUUAACAAGCUUAGAUCGUUUGCAGACAGUCCGGUUUUUAUCAGGGUCUAUGGUAAAUUUAAUUUUGGAGUGGUUGUAUGUAUUCUAUAUUCAAAAAUAUUUCCUAAUGUUGCAUUAGAUUUUAAGAGGUGUGAUAAUAUUAUAUAUGUAUAUAUAGAAUAAUAUAGAGAGUGAAAUAUGUGCUUCGUCUAAGGAUUUAAGCCAACUAUUAUAAAACUUGGAUAUUUGUGUGAAGUGAAUUCAAACAUGAAUUGGGCGGCCACGAACAUGCGAUUGCAAUAGAAUUCUUUGAACUAUUGACUGUUUUCGGAAAGUCCACAAUAUUAUGUUUUAAAGAAGAAACAGCUUAGAAGUCAAAUCAUUUAUUUAAGCGUUAUUAAAUUCAAAGGAUGGAGGCUUCUGACUUUAUAAGCCCUAGCGGUGCGACAACUGCAAAUACUUCUGAAAUCGGGACAGUACAGCAAGAUACGUCUGUAGGUAGAAACCGUGGUAACAUUAAUGGUGUACCCUUCGGUAACAUGGAAGUUGAAAUGGAGAAUUAUAUUGAAGAGAGUACAAUUAUAAGUAACAAUAACUCCAGCAGGUUCCGUUGGAAACGCCUGUGUAAUCCAUCUGGACCGCAACCACGUCCACGACAUGGACAUCGUGCUAUCAACAUAAAGGAACUGAUGGUUGUUUUUGGAGGGGGCAAUGAGGGUAUUGUAGAUGAACUUCAUGUUUAUAACUCUGUUACCAAUCAAUGGUUUGUACCAGCCAUGCGGGGUGAGGUGCCACCUGGCUGCGCUGCGUAUGGCUUUGUUGUCGUUGGUACGCGGAUGUUUGUGUUUGGCGGCAUGAUAGAGUACGGCAAAUAUUCAAAUGAACUGUAUGAGUUGCAAGCUACAAAAUGGGAAUGGCGCAAAAUGCAUCCUGAAUUGCCCGAUAAUGGACCGGCGCCGUGUCCUCGCUUGGGACACAGUUUCACAAUUGUGGGUGAACGUAUAUUUCUUUUCGGUGGAUUAGCUAACGAAUCUGAUGACCCCAAAAAUAAUAUACCCAAAUAUCUAAACGAUUUGUAUAUUUUGGAAACUCGUGGAGUACAUAGUCACAAUGGAAAGUGGAUCAUGCCAAAAACUUACGGAGAAAGUCCGCCACCUCGCGAGUCACAUACAGGUGUAGCUUUUACGAGUAAAAAUGCAAAUAAGCUAAAUUUAUUAAUAUAUGGGGGAAUGAGUGGUUGUCGGUUGGGCGAUCUAUGGCUUUUGGAUGUUGAUUCUAUGACUUGGUCGAAACCGCGAACACGUGGGCAUGCACCGCUGCCUAGAUCUCUACAUAGUGCCACAAUGAUUUGUAAUAAAAUGUAUGUGUUUGGUGGUUGGGUACCUUUACUCAUGAACGACUCAAAAGCAACAACUGAAAGAGAAUGGAAAUGCACAAAUACGCUUGCAGUUUUAGAUUUAGAUUCAAUGACAUGGGAAAACGUAACAGUUGACACAGUGGAUGAAGAUGUACCCAGAGCUCGAGCUGGGCACUGUGCAGUGGGGAUUCAAAGUCGUUUAUAUGUGUGGUCCGGUCGUGAUGGCUAUCGUAAAGCAUGGAACAACCAGGUCAGGGUUUGCUGUAAAGAUCUUUGGUAUCUAGAAGUAACUAAGCCACUCUAUGCAGUGAAAGUUGGUUUGGUUCGUGCUUCUACUCAUGCUUUAGAAUUAUGUUGGACCACUACUACUUUUGCAGCUGCUUAUGAGUUACAAACCCAAAAGAUUGAACCAACCACAAUGCCGGCCAAGGUUGUAAUACCUUCAAUUACUCCCAGUGCCCCAUCAAUGUCAGUUUCUACGAAUCAGUUAACCACGAAUGGUGUGACCAGCUCUAUUCUUCCCUCCCCAGUAUUGACUUCGGCAUCUACAAAACACCAAAAAAUACACAAUUCAACCCUCCCAACACUGAAUUCGCAACAAUCUUCUACAAAAGUAACCAGCAAUACUAUAAUACAUCAACAGCAACAAUCUCAUUUACAGGGAGCGACAAUUUAUAUAGCGCAACAACAAACGCCUCAAGUCCAACAACAAAUCGGCCAAAUUAAUGCGAAAACAUCUGCUCCGAAUAUGGCAGAGAAUACAAUAUCAGCAGCACGCAUAAUAAACGCCACAUCUCCAACAUUAGUAAAUUCUAGCUCACCGGUUAGUGCUGGUACCAGUGGUGUUAUAUCAGCACCCUUGGUAAAUGUGUCUCAGCAACAAACGUCUGUCUCAAUAAUGAAUAGUAACAUAACUACUAUACUGCAGAAGUUCCGACCAAGUACAGUGGUUUCCCGGUCUACUGCAGUAACAACACCAGUUAAUACAGGAACUAUCGGUAUAUCUUCUACACAGGCGAGUACUGGAGGUGCGAGCCUACGUGUUUUAAGUGCUGCAGGCAUUCCAAUAACAACAACAGCUCCAACUAACAGUGUUCGAAUUGUAUCAGGGAAUACGGGCCAGACUUUACGUUUAGCUACCACCCAAACCACGGCCAAUACAAAUAACAUAUUAAAACAGACACAAAACACAGGAACUACAAUCACUGGGCAAUCGCAAAGCAGUUCAGUUACGAAUACGGGAACUUCAAUAGCUACUGCCACAACGAUAGGUGGCAAACAAUAUAUCAUACAAAAACCGUUAACAACAUUAGGCUCAAAUGUACAAUUUCAAUUAGUAAAAACCAGUUCUGGUGGCGUUGCUGUGCAAACAUUACCAAAAAUUAAUUUAAGUUUGUCUAAGAACACCGGAACCUCGGGAGCAUUUUCUGCGGUUGGGAGUCAACAGGCUUCGGCUGGAGGACAAAUACUGACAGCAACACAUGUAGUUGGUACAAGUUCGGGUUCACAACCUCAACAACAGUUCAUUGCCGCAGUCGGCACUUCAACCGUAAAUUGUAGUGCAUCUGUUGCCCAUACAGUCUCUAGCGGUCAACAAAAACCUCUAGUGUCCGGAAAUCUUGUAAAACUGGUUUCCCCACAUACCGUUAGUGGAGGAAAAUUGAUAAUGAAAAAUUCGAAUAUCCUGCAGGUAGGAAAAGUUGCUUCGACUGUUGGUGGCAAGCCAGCAUUUGUUAUCACUAACAAGCAGGGCCAACAAUUAACAAAUCAACAGAUUAUAAUAGUAACCACUGGAGCCGGUUUACGAACAAUACCCGCAUCGAGUGUUAUGACACAAGCUGGCGCUGGUAGCAUUGUUUCAAUAGUGGGCUCGACAUCGACCACGGCCACUGUUGCAGCAUCUAGAAAUGUUGUAGCUACUCAGACGGGUGUCAAAAUGAUUCGCGGAGUCACUAGUACAACCGGACGACCUAUUACACUAACACUACCUUCAACUACGCAGUUAGCUCAGCAGCAACAUGUAACCAGUCAACAACAUCAGCAAAAAAUAAAUGUCCCAUCUGGAAAUAUUCAGCAAAAAACUAUAACGCUUGGUGGUAAAGCAGUAACAGUACAAAUGGCUUCUAAUCCUAAUAUGACUGGAGUAACUAAAACUGUUACGAUUGUAGGAUCAAACUCUGGGCAUACUCAGCCACAAACCAUUGUUACCAGCGGUGUCGCAGGCAAUACAGGCAGUAAACUAGUUAUGUUGCCUUCAAAUCCAACUGCAUGUAAUAAAAAGGGUUUCGUAAAUAUUUUAAAUGCCAGUGCUACUAGUAAUACCUGUGGGAAUACACUACAGCGAGCGAUAACAUUAACAUCGAAUUCCAUUUUAGCUGGAGCUAAUUCUCAAGUUACCAUCGCAACGCACAUCAGUAAUAAUGGGAUAAAUGAUUCUGCUGCUGCUUUGGCAUCAUUGACAGAUCCUAAUUAUACUGACGGUGACACUAUGGAUGAUAUUAUCGAGCAGUUGGAUGGUGCUUCAGAUUCGUUAGAACUAAAAGAGUUCGCUGAAUGUGAAGAUAUUGAUGAUGAGAUAGCAAUUAUACUAGCUCCACUGACUACAAACGGGGGCAGAGGUAUUAAUGAACAAAAACCUAAUUGUCAUUAUAACAAUUAUAAACUAUGUCAACUAAUGGAAAUUGAUUUUACGAUCGAUGGCAUCAACUCGGCGCUUGAGACCUAUUCAAGAAAAGCAAAUUUUAACAGCAAAAGUAAAACCAAUAUCUGCCGAAAAGAUGGCGGCAUACGAGAGUCAAGCUAUGAACAUGACAAUGCCACAUUUCAUAAUUCGUCGAUCAGCCCGAUUGUUUCUAAUGCCUUAUUAGUGCAGCCACAGUCUUCCUACAUACAAUCCGCAUCUAAUAAAACCGAAGCUGCUAGCACCCCAGCUAUUUUGUUCGCAUAACGUCUUACAACACAGGUACGUUAUCAAGUCAAAAUAUUGCAAAUAAUGAAGGCGAAAUUCUCGAGUCGAACUUUAUAACCUGCGCACAUUUUAAUUUGCGUUAGAAUCAAACUUUUUGGAAUCGAACAAACUCUUAGACAGCUUGUAACGUCAGAGGGGUGGAUGGAAAUUUGGUCUUAUAUAUAUAUAUAUAUAUAUAUAUAUAAUUGGCGCGUACACCCCUUUGGGUGUUUGGCCGAGCUCCUCCUCCUACUUGUGGUGUGCGUCUUGAUGUUGUUCCACAAAUGGAGGGACCUACAGUUUCAAGCCGACAAUUAUGUCGGAUCAAAAAUCAUCCCGAUAGUGAGUGUGGCGCAGCCCGUUUAUUAUUUUUUUUUGUUUACUUACGUUUUAUUUAUUUCUUUGGUUCAUUAUUUGUACCAAGCUUGAGUGAUUUUGCUCUAUUUAUAACAGAGUUAUCUCCAUAGUAUUUGGUAGGUGGGCCGAAAAUGGGUGCCGAAAAUAGUGCAGUGUUCAGUUGAAUUUGGCUAUAAUAAUUGGAAAUAAAACACGAUUAUGUUGAAUAAAUUCUUUUGUCUUUAUUUCGUAAAGUGUGUGUUGUUGAACAAAGAUCCAGAGAAGAGAAGCAAAAGAAAAAGUUACGAAUAAUGAUAGUGGAAUAGAAUCAUAUGCGAUAAUUGAAAGCUGAAACAGUACUAUAAGAAUUGAGACUUACAUUGUCUUAACUAAUUAAUACUUGUAUCAUGUGAAUAUGUUGCAAUAAGAAACUUGCCCGUUCCAAUACACUGAAAUUCAUUAACUUUUUAAUCGUGGGCGCGAACGGGCAAAAAUUUUCUUAUCUCAUCAUUCCGAGCAUUUUGCCACAAAACAAAGAGAGUAUUGUGUAGGGGCCGGUGGAAAUUCCAGCUAAACGUUGUUGUUGUAACAGCUUACUAAACCCUGUUAGUGCAAUGUAGUCACCGGUCGUCUGCGUCUAACUCAUCCAAUGAGACCCAGAAAGCAUAGUGUUUCGACAGGUUAGGUCCAGAGAGAGAGAGAGGGGUGUUAGGUGAGUAGUUUUAAUAGGACCUGUGAAGAGAUGGUUAGUAUCCUGUGGUGUGCAUUCACCUGCUAGAGGUAUAUUGUGUAUGUCGGGGUCGAUUUUGGAUAGGUAAGAGUCUAGUCUCUUACAGUAUCCUGAACCCAACUGGGUCAAAGUUACAUGGGCCUCGCGAGGGUGUUGCUGUAAUAGGCGGUGCUUGUGCUUCGAUAACUGCAUUCAGAGGUCCGGAGUUUAGGAAGAUGGUAAGUGUUUCCCAAUGUAUGUCAUUUACUGUUUGGCUAUAUACGUUCCGUUCCAGUAGUUGUAAAUGUAUUUUGUCCUGGAUAUCGUCAGUGUAAUUGAAGAGAGUUGUUGGUUUGGGCGACCAGAUCUGCGCAGGGUAAUAGUUUGUAAAAAAAUUGUGAGAAAAAAUUGUAGUUUUCAUUGAAAAUUUCAUCGCUUCAAUCAACUUGGUCCUAUCGCAACAUUAAGGAUUAAGGAUUGUCCCUGCAACGAAUUCAUAGCCGCCUUCAAGAUUCUUCCCGCAUUAUUGGUUCUUCCUGCAUAUUAAGGAUUCUCCCCGCAACAUAUUUGGUCCUUCGAGCCGGAUAUAGUCACUCCGCUUGCCUUUUGCAAUAGACGCAUUCGCUUGUGUACAUACAUAC
Anastrepha ludens (Mexican fruit fly) is the source of this 6025-nucleotide messenger RNA. Its product is annotated as host cell factor-like. The record is from RefSeq and is a predicted model, not a curated record. Gene Ontology annotation, cellular component: histone methyltransferase complex. Bases 446 to 4339 code for a protein of 1297 amino acids. Gene Ontology annotation, molecular function: protein binding; transcription coactivator activity. Lineage: Eukaryota; Metazoa; Arthropoda; Insecta; Diptera; Tephritidae. Gene Ontology annotation, biological process: chromatin remodeling; regulation of DNA-templated transcription. The transcript is spliced from 9 exons.